This is a messenger RNA of Drosophila busckii, 986 nucleotides long. RefSeq names its product cytospin-A (gene Actn3). Gene Ontology annotation, molecular function: protein binding. NCBI's taxonomy places the organism in Eukaryota, Metazoa, Arthropoda, Insecta, Diptera, Drosophilidae. The record is from RefSeq and is a predicted model, not a curated record. The transcript is spliced from 2 exons. The coding region runs from base 52 to 921 and encodes 289 amino acids.
GUCAAUUAUAUAAACUCAGUGCUCUGUGUAAUAUUUUAAAUAAAUGUUCACAUGGCUCAAACACCUUUAACCUCAACGUUUCCGCAUCUGGAUAUACUGCGACAAACUGACAGCCAGGCCGUCUGCGAUUUGGGGCUCAUCAGCAAGAGUCUGAAGCGGCUGAAGCAAGCGACAGAGCAGCAGUUAGCCAAGCUUACAGUGGUGCUAAGCGAAGAAGAAACCGAUAAACUUGCAGUAGAUGUAACUAAAUGUCUCAAAAAAUUAGUGCCCACAAAUAAGCAGAAUAUGUUGGCUGAACAGCAAGCGGCGGAGCGUGUGGAGCAAUGGAAAGCAGCAGAGCCAUUGCGUAGAUCAAGAACAGAAGUGGAAAUCAAGUGGCAAGUGGGCACCUCAAAUUCCAGACUAUCGCUGUGUGGGGCCAAAAAGCCCACGCCAAUUGCUGAGCAACUGGAGGUUAUACUAGCUCGGCUGCCGCGCCCCAGCGAACUUGUGCUGCAAUGCGAUGGAGUCUAUAAUGGCGCCAUACCCAGAAGCCAGAAGCAAAGAUAUUUAACAUUGGGAGAGCGCAGUGAAUUUGGCGGCACCUUUGGCAAUCAUCGUCGCAAGUUCUUGGUCAUGUGCCAGCUGAUAAUGAAACCCUAUGGCAUACCCAUGUACGAGUUGAGCACGUCCUGGGAGAAUGGCCAGGCGCUAUGCGCGUUCAUACACGCCUUUCGGCCCGAGCUCAUAGAUACGCAGUAUUUCAAAUGCAAAGAUGCUGAGAAGACUUUGAACUAUGCACUGAGUGUAGCUAAAUAUUUGGGCGUGGAAUUUCCAGGCGAUUUGGGCAAACUGUUGCAAGAGAAAGAGGACAUACUUAUUAGCAUGUUUUCCUUUUUGGACAGACUCUACUAUGUGCUAAAGACUACGCGACUGCAGUGAGCGAUAGACAGCGUUUAUAUAUAUAUUUUUUAAUAUUAUUGUUUGCCAGCGCUAAUAAAAAAGAA